AUGUGUGGUAUAUUUUUGAAGGCAGUGACCUAUGAUGAUGUGCAUAUCAACUUCACUCAGGAAGAGUGGGAUUUGCUGAAUCCUUCCCAGAAAAAUCUCUACAAAGAUAUGAUGCUGGAGACCUAUAGGAACAUCACUGCUGCAGGAAACAUUUGGGAAGACCUUAACACCAAUGAACAUUGUCAAUGUUCUAGAAGACAUGCAAGGAAUGAAGAAACACAUAGCAGAGAAAAAUGCUGUGAAAUUAAGCAAUGGGAUGAAGUCUUUUCUUAUUACAAUCAUCUUGAAAUGCAUAAAAUAACACACACUGGAGAGAAACCCUAUGAAUGUAAUCAGUGUGGUAAGGCCUUUGCUCGACCCAGUACCCUUCAAAUACAUAAAAGAACACAUACUGGGGAAAAACCGUAUGAAUGUAAUCAGUGUGGUAAGGUCUUUGCUGAAAACAGUACUCUUCAAAAGCAUAAAAGAACACAUACUGGAGAGAAACCCUAUGAAUGUAAUCAGUGUGGUAAAGCAUUUGCUCUACAAGGUACUCUUCAAAACCAUAAAAGAACACAUACUGGAGAGAAACCCUAUGAAUGUAAUCAGUGUGGUAAAGCAUUUGCUCUACAAGGUACUCUUCAAAACCAUAAAAGAACACAUACUGGAGAGAAACCUUAUGAAUGUAAUCAGUGUGGUAAGGCCUUCGCUCGUCAUGAUUAUUUUCAAGUGCAUAAAAGAACACAUACUGGAGAGAAACUCUAUGAAUGUAAUCACUGUGGUAAGGCCUUUGUAACUCAGACUAAUCUUCAAAAUCAUAAGAGAACACAUACUGGAGAGAAACCCUAUGAAUGUAAUCAGUGUGGUAAAACAUUUACUCUCCAAGGUACCCUUCAAAACCAUAAAAGAACACAUACUGGAAAGACCAUCUUCUCUAAUGGCUGUGACAUCCAGAUACAUCUGAGACAUUCCACAGGCUCCACAGAGUACCUGCUGCUUGUCAUCAUGGACUGUGAUCACUACCUUGCUAUUUGUCAGCAACUCAAGUACCCGUGCACAUGA
Chionomys nivalis (European snow vole) is the source of this 1041-nucleotide messenger RNA. Its product is annotated as zinc finger protein 431-like. The transcript has 5 exons. Gene Ontology annotation, molecular function: RNA polymerase II cis-regulatory region sequence-specific DNA binding; DNA-binding transcription factor activity. Gene Ontology annotation, biological process: regulation of transcription by RNA polymerase II. Lineage: Eukaryota; Metazoa; Chordata; Mammalia; Rodentia; Cricetidae. The record is from RefSeq and is a predicted model, not a curated record. The coding region runs from base 1 to 1041 and encodes 346 amino acids.